Tinamus guttatus (white-throated tinamou) is the source of this 1226-nucleotide messenger RNA. Lineage: Eukaryota; Metazoa; Chordata; Aves; Tinamiformes; Tinamidae. The record is from RefSeq and is a predicted model, not a curated record.
GUGCCAUUAAAGGUAUCACCAGAACUUCUAAUGGGUGUGAGGUUGCCUUUGAAACCAAAGCAAAAUGAGCCCAGUCUUCAGCCAUCUUCUAAAAGAGCAAGAAUUGAAGACCUACCACCACCUACUAAAAAACUCACUCCGGAGCUGACACCACUGGUGCUCUUCACAGGAUUUGAACCUAUGCAAGUUCAACAGUACAUCAAGAAACUGUAUAUCCUUGGGGGUGAGGUAGCAGAAUCUGCCCAGAAAUGCACCCAUCUAAUUGCCAGUAAAGUGACCCGGACCGUCAAGUUCCUCACGGCAAUUUCCGUAGUCAAGCACAUAGUAACUCCAGAAUGGUUAGAAGAGUGUUUCAAAUGCCAGAAGUUUGUUGAUGAGCAGAACUUUGUGCUCAGAGAUGCCGAAGCUGAGGUUCUUUUCUGCUUUAGUUUAGAGGAGUCUCUGAAGAGAGCACAAGUAGCUCCACUCUUUAAGGGAAAAUAUUUUUACAUCACGCCUGGAAUUUGUCCUAGUCUUUCCACCAUGAAAGCUAUUGUGGAGUGUGCAGGAGGAAAAGUAUUAUCUAAGCAGCCUUCUUUUCGAAAACUCAUGGAGCAUAAACAGAAUAAAAGUUUGCCAGAGAUAAUCUUGAUUUCCUGUGAAAAUGACCUUCAUUUAUGUCGAGAAUACUUUGCUAGAGGUAUAGAUGUCCACAAUGCGGAGUUUGUCCUGACAGGAGUACUUACUCAAACACUGGAUUAUGAAUCAUAUAAAUUUACUUGAUGGACAGUGAAAUGCCUUACUGCUUCGGAAUCCGAGGAGCAUUAACCGUAACCGCUCAGCCAUUGUACAAAGUGACUAAAACUUCCUGUGGAUGCUGUUUUCCAGCUGUUUUCCUAGGGAUGAUGAGCAGUUUAAAGCAGGAAAGCAAAAAUAAACUGCAUCUUUUUUAGGAUGUGUAAUUUUAUUAUGAGGAAACAUAAUUUACUAUGUUUUGUAUUAUACUACCAUUUUAAAAAAGCCCACUUUAGGUAUCAUGAUUAGCCAGUUUUUAAGCAUUUUAACAUAAACAAUGGUACUUUAGCCAAAAGUGUAAUUUGGAUGUAAAAAUAAAAGGGCUUGCUGUCUAUUAAAUUAUGGAUGUUGAAGAUGAAAAUGUUUUGUACUUUAUUUUUAUUUCCUAUACUCUAUUUUCUUUUAUAUUGAUAUUUUGCCCACAUUUUAAAUAAAUGUACUUUUAAAUGUUU